Molecule: messenger RNA, 2264 nt
Organism: Xiphophorus maculatus (southern platyfish)
Lineage: Eukaryota; Metazoa; Chordata; Actinopteri; Cyprinodontiformes; Poeciliidae
Product: polymeric immunoglobulin receptor-like
Exons: 7
Coding region: 511-1551 (346 amino acids)
Source: RefSeq, a predicted model, not a curated record
AAUAAAUAAAAACAAUCACUAAAUAACCUGAAGAUAAAAUAGAAAUAUGAUUUAUUGGGAACAUUUCACCAACAAAGCAACAGGAAAUCAAAGCAAGUAGUUUCACACAAAGAUAAAAUGUAAAAUCUAUAAAAAUAUUGUACAGUGUUUCAUCAGCAGUGCUGUUCAGACUUCAUGCUUUUACUCCAGUCUAAAGAAAUGUGCAGUGAAGGUUAUAAAGUCUGACAGCAGCUGGGAGGAAGGAUCUGUGAUAACGGCUCUUUGAGCAUUUAGGAUGCAGCAGUUUGUCACUGGAACAGACAGACGGGUCCAGUCCACCACGUGGACUGGGUUCAGAGGGCAUCCAGCACUGGUUUCAGUAUGUUUCAAUGGUUUCUUUAGGUUAUACUGGUUCAUUUUAACUCCUUUUCAUUUGACUGGAGAGUUUCUGUGGUCAGUGUUGGUGCAACGUCAGAGGGAAACGAGCAGCGAACGCCCCGAGGGGAGGAGAGCGGAGGAGUGACGGGUUUGAUGACCAGCUGGGAGACGCAGCAGCAGGAAACCAUCAUGAUGGCCCGUCUGUCUUCGCUCUGCCUCGUCUUCCUCUCCCUGCAGGUCAGAUGCAGCUCUACUGUUGAAACUUUGUCACAUUAUGGAGUUUCUGGAGGAAACACAACUUUUUCAUGCGUCUUUCUCUCAUCUGGAAGAAUAAAGUUCUUCUGCAGGGAAACCUGUGAAGGAGAAAACCUCCUGAUCAGAACCAGUGACGACGCAGCUCAGAUCGGACGAUACAGAACCGAAUAUGUUAGAGAAGCUUCCAGAACAUUCUCGGUUCUGUCUGUGAGCAUCUCAGAGCUGACCCGGUCCGACGCCGGUCGGUACCGAUGUGGUCUGGGCGACUCUUCAUCACCAGCUUCAUUCCUGGAUUUCAGGCUGGUUGUUGUAGACGACCUGCUGGAUGGAAACGAACAUCAUCACAUCCAUAGAGACGCUGGCAGUUCACUGACAGUCGCCUGUUCCUUUGGCUCCUCUGGCCUAGUCAAAUCCUUGUGCAGAGGGGAAUGUGGAGAUAAAGACCUUCUUGUUGAAACUGAUGGAGUCGGUGCUAAUAAAGGCAGAUACAGCAUUAAAUAUGAUGGAGAAACAUCAGGAGCAGUUCUGCUGGUGACCGUCACACAGCUGACCCAGUCUGACUCCGGACGGUACCGAUGUGUGAUGGACAGAACUUCAGAUCUGUACAGAGACUUCAGCCUCACCGUCACUGAUGCAGCCGACCCGUCCGGUCCCACGCCGACGACUCAGAGCUUCAGCUCAAACGUUCCUGUGGUGGUUGGUGUGACUCUGGCUGCCAUGAUGGUUCUGAUCCCAGCAGCUCUACUGGUUUCCUGCAGGAGAAGAUCUCUGAGAGAGAGCAGAGGAAGUUCAUCUGGAUCAAACUCUGAGCGAACCACAUCCACUCUGAAAGGUUUCUACCAGAACCUCAGCCCGGCCACCAGGGACCAGAACCAGAUCUACUGCUCUCUGGAGAACCCAAAUAAAAUCCUGAUUUCUGUUUCUGAGCCUCAGGAAUGAAAAGAUUUUCACCUGAAAUCUGAAGAAAACUGAAAAUGAACAAUAAAGUUUUGCAUAAAGCAACUUAAAGCCAAAUCAUUUUAGAUUUAGAGCUGCAGUUUAAGACAAUCCAGUGUGGGAUUGUACUUGAACGCACCGUUGUUGGACUGGCCUGAGCCAUCAGAACCGCUCUGUGGUCUCAUGAUUGGGUUUGGACCGGGCUGGAGGCUGCAGAACGCCGGAGCUGCACUUUGCUCUGUUUUUCUCCGUAAUGUUUUCACUCGACUUGAAAUCAUUUCAGAUAAAUAAUGAGACGCUUUGUGACUCAAAUCUUUGCAUAUCUGAAGAACUUUGGUCCAGUUUCAAUGUUGGACCAGGAGAACCUUUGAUCUGCAUCUGGACAAAUUUUAAAAUAGUUCAUUUGUUUGCCGAACCAAAAUGGUUCCACCAAGCAUUUUCAGUACCGGUACUCGGACGGAGCCGCAAUCAGAUUGAAUUCUGCAUCUAUUUGCUGACAGAAGCAUUUUACACUGGAAUUAGUUUAGUUUAGCUAAAGUUACAUAAAAACAUAUUUUGUUUCUUUGCUUGAUGUCAGUGAGAAAAACGAUCCAAACAUUUUUUCAUUUAGUUUUUUGUUUCACUGUCAGGUUCGUUCAUCCCGGUAUGGGAGCGUGUGUGUUCAUGGUUCUGUGUGUCGCUCUGCAUGGCUAAAAACUUUUCUAAGAAACUCAAGA